GGUAGAUCUCACCAAGUUCACUUCAGCUUUUCGGAGAAAGGGAAGGACACUUAUGAUGGCGGCGGAGAUUCCCUCGAGUGCAACUGUUUAGGGGAAGUCCGCGAAAGCAACUCAAACUGCCAUUGUGAUGCAGCCAAGACGAAAACAUUAUAUACGGAACAUAUUUUGAACGGAAGUUGUUUCAGAAGGAUUUAUUUGAGCGCUGCACCCAUGAUGGAGGCGACAGGAGUUUUUAAGCAGUUGUGACCUCAGGGGAACAUGCUUUGUGUGCGAUGGCACUUGUGGCUUCGGCCCGGGGCUCCACCGUGGGUUUCCUCUCACCAGAGAGUUCACAAGUUGGCCUCGCUGCAAGAAGCCAGAACUCUACCCUCAAAUAAAGUCAAAAGCUUGCUUUACCCCUUUACUGAUGUUGACGCCUACAUGGACAGCUCUGUGGAUAGAACACAGUUCCAGCUUUUCCAUCCAUCUGUCGAGGACAUUCUAAAAGCUGAGAAGCUCUUCUGUCCUUCACCAUCUCAUAAGAUUGAUUACUAUGUGUCAGCUGAGAGGAUGGACCACGCACCUACGCUUAAACAACCGGAGGUGUGUUUCAUCGGCCGAAGUAAUGUGGGAAAGUCAGCGCUUAUCAAAGCACUCUUCUCCUUGAGUCCUAAUGUGGAAGUCAGAAUCUCCAAAACCCCCGGUCACACAAAAAAGAUGAACUUCUUCAGAGUGGGCAAGGCUUUCACCCUUGUGGAUAUGCCAGGUUAUGGACACAGAGCACCCAGAGAUUUUGUGGAUAUGGUGGAACCAUAUCUCUACUCAAGGAAAAAUCUUGUCAGGACAUUCUUGUUGGUCGAUGGCAGCGUUGGUCUUCAGAGGAUUGAUCGGAUUGCCCUUGAGAUGUGUGAAGAGACAAGAUGUCCAUAUGUGAUGGUGGUGACCAAGAUUGAUAAAUGUGGUCGUGGCCGAUUGCUGACAAACCUAUUGAAUUUCCAAGAUGUCAUUAAAAGUGAGACCACAAGCUGCUUCCCCCAGCCAUUUCUGGUCAGCUCUCUUCAGUUUUCUGGGAUCUACCUCCUGAGGUGCUUCAUUGCUCAUGUGACGGGAAAAAUCCAGUUUACGGACACCUCUCAAAACUGAUAAGGUAUUAGCUGUGUUUGUAAGAGUGGGGCUGGGUCUUGGUCAAGGUACUUUCAAGUUAUUCUCUCUUGAGAGACUUCUUUUUAAAAACGCACAGAGUUGAAGAUAUGUUCACCUUUGUAAUGUGUUUCAUAUGUGUGUUUUGGAAAGAAACCUUGUAAAUAUAGUUACACUGGCACAGUUCAACAUGUUUGAAAAGAACCAGCUGCCUACUUGCCUGCCUACCCCUUCUCUGUGGUUCAGCAAUUACUCAGUAUGUAUAUUUAUCUGCUGUGUGUGUUUAAAUGACAUCUGCUUGGUUCGUUUGUUUAUGGCGAUCCUCAAAAAUAUUGUAAAAAAACCCACUGACUGUUCCUGUAUUGUCUACUAUUUUUUUUGCACUACUUUAAACUACAAAGCAAAGGCUGCAAAAAUAAAGGCA
Molecule: messenger RNA, 1543 nt
Organism: Dunckerocampus dactyliophorus (ringed pipefish)
Lineage: Eukaryota; Metazoa; Chordata; Actinopteri; Syngnathiformes; Syngnathidae
Gene: gtpbp8
Product: GTP binding protein 8 (putative)
Exons: 8
Coding region: 259-1122 (287 amino acids)
Cellular component (GO): mitochondrion
Molecular function (GO): GTP binding
Source: RefSeq, a predicted model, not a curated record